Molecule: messenger RNA, 1386 nt
Organism: Phoenix dactylifera (date palm)
Lineage: Eukaryota; Viridiplantae; Streptophyta; Magnoliopsida; Arecales; Arecaceae
Source: RefSeq, a predicted model, not a curated record
UGGCGCUGUUAUCGGAUAAGUCAAGGAUGUGACCUCGACGGUCUUCACGCUCUCAGUCCCAACUCCCAAGGUAAUAUUAGGCUUGUGGAAGAUAAAGCGGAGGAGAUCCAUGGCUAGGGUUCGAAGCAACUACGUACCAUCAAAGCAGGCCACCUUGAUCUGGAUCUCCUCCGCCUUCCUCUUCUAUCUCACGUUCCGAGUUGCCAUGGAAAACUCCUCCUUGCCCAAUUCCGAAUCCCCUGCGUCGAUCGCGGAUCGGCGUUCGCGUUUGUACGAUAAGAUGGCGCGGGAUUUGGAUGAGAACGGCGCGACCUUCCUUAAAGGCGGAGAGACUUCGCAGAGUCUAGCUCUUUCUGAUAUUUUUGUUCUGAAGGAUGGCGCAGUCACUCCGGUACUUAAGGCUGCUAAUCCUCCAGUUCGAGCAAAUGUGCUUUACCUGAGUAGGGAAUUUUCGACGCCUAUCUCAGACGCUGUCAGAGAGAUCUUUCUUCCCUAUUUUGAUGGAGUCAUCUGGUUUCAAAAUGCAAGUCUAUAUCACUUCAGUAUGUUCCAUGCCUCCCAUCAUCUAACACCUGUUAUUGCAACUGAAAAUGAGAUUGAAGCUGAAGCAAGUGCUAUUAAAGGCGUUGCAGACGUUCUUUGCCCCCUGAAGAUUGUCUUGGAUAGAGUGGUGCUGACGUCAACUGGUGUGCUUCUAGGAUGUUGGCAGGUCCUCUCUGGUUCAGAUCCUACAAUGAUUCGUGCAAAAUUAAGGAAUGCCCUUCCACGUGCACCUGAAAAGCAACUGUAUGACCCUGUUUUGCUUCACACUUCCUUUGCGAGACUUCUAGGACACCCGAAAGUCCAAAUCAAGGAGAUGAAGAAACCAUAUGACCCACUACAGUUCUUUGAUGAGCUUGUUGCACAAGUUAACAAUAAGAUUCGUGGUUUUGAGGCAGCUGUAUCAGAGCUCUGGUUUGUGGAAGAAUAUGAUGUCCUAGCGCUUGCAUUGAACGGAAGAAUCAAGACAAGGAGAUUCCAUCUUGGCUGCCAAGGAAAUUAAAACCUUUAAAGUAGAAGUGUGAUUUUCGAAUAAGAAAUCUUUGUAUGAUAGAAUAUUGAUAUGGCAGUCGUAUGGUUAGGCAACCCUCAUGAAACUACGGUAGGCUUAAAGCAGUACAACAUAAGGACGGGCCUCAUGUCGAUGGUGCUUCUACCAACAAGAUUCUAGGUGGAUAUGCAUAGAUUAGUGCAGGAUUUUUCAAGUUAUGUUCUGUUAUAACUUUGCUCUUUGUACCACGGAGAUAAAUAUGUGCAAAACUAUGUAUUUUAUAUGUAAUUAUUGGAUGCACAAGCUGUUUGCCCAUUUACUUAAGGGUAAAAUGCAAACUAAAUUUAUAUCAUCAA